UUCAAUCGAGCGCACAUCGGACUAUAACCUGUGCGGUUUACAAGAAGUUCUAGUCAAAAAAAUGAAGUGCGUCGGUGUGGUAUGUGUUUUAAGUGCGUUCCUAGCGGUUAGUUUAGCGGCCCCUGCUACUGUAGAACAAAACGCAGUCGGCCCACUUCAUCAUCAGGUCAAGAGACAGACGGAUAACUCGAACGCCUUGAACAGAAUUAUUACCUUCAGUAACAACAAAAUACAGACGCUACGAAGACUGUGCCCGCAACUCUUUCAGGUGAUCGACAACGUGAUACAGAAUGUGACCAGUCAAGUGUUUCGCGUGGUAGGAGGUGCGCUUCUUCGUUCUGGUGGUCUCGGCGGCGGCGGCGGUUCGGGUGGAUCUGGAGGUGGUGGACGUGUCAGCGUGGUUUUGCCCACGUUCCCACCGGAUGAGGAUGAAGAUGAUGACGACGAUGACGAUGGCGAUGUUCCUAUUAUCAAUCGCACAAGCUCGCCGGCGCCGAAUCCGUUAAGUGCACUGCAGGAAAUUAAUGAGAUUGACGGUGAAGACAAAGUGGUUAGUAACGAGACUGAUGGUACGACUACUGCCUCACCAACGACAGUCGUAAAUCUUGACGAGAUGCUGACAUCGCCAUCGAUAGAAGUCACGAGAAAUGUACGUAAAGUCAGAGAAGCCGCAAGUGACCGACAAGCAGUUGCUCCCGGUCCAGAUCCCGCCGAAGACCUUUCAGAUGUAGAAGCGGAAGACUCGGAGAGAAAUAAGAGAUAUUUGCCCUUCGGAGGCGAUGGGCAAGGUUCAGCGGGAGGUUCUGGAAACUUCCUGUUCGACCUUAUUAGGUUGGUCUCCGGAUCCGGAUCAUCCGAUGACACGGAAGAAAAGACUGCAAGCGUUGGCGGCGCUGUCGAAAUUGACGUAUCUCCAAAGGUGAACCACGACGGGGAGGGCAUUCCCGGUCCAAUUACUCGCCUACUAGUUGUCGCAAAUCGCGGUAUUGCCAACCUAAUACAAGAUUUAAUUCUGCGUUUGGCGCAAACAAGCGAGAGAAUAGUAAACUUCAAGGCACGACUUGUAACGGCUCUGAUCUAGGCAAGCACAGAAAAUAGAACCUUUCAAAAUUUGUUUUUCCAUUUCCAUCAUUAGUUAUACUCAUACACCGUUAAUUUAAUUAUUCUUCAUUUUAUACUUUCACUAGUACACACUGCCCAUAUAAACCUAAAAUCCUCCUUAAAUGGUGUAUAUAGGCAGAUGUACCAAGUGGACAUCCUGACAUUUUGUUAUAGUUAUAGGCAAUAAGGCAAGCGUUGUUAAUUUCAUUUUGUACAAUUGUGAAUAUUUUCCUAUCGUUGUUAUAUAUUUAAGGUCCAAAAUCAGCUUAAAGAACGUUGAACUUAUUGGGCUCAUUCAAAAUGUAAAUAUAAUGUCAGAUGUUUUUUUAUUAUUGUUUUAGUUAUAAGCUAGCAUAAUUUGUAAAUAAAGUAUAUGAACUGAGUAUUUAGGUGCGAUCUUUUAAUUUUUAUUGUAGGAAUUAGUUCUGGUAAUGUGUUGACAACUGCUCCGGAAAGCACUCAAAACUCUUAAUGGUCUAAGCGGUACACCGAAUUUGCCCAGCACGGAAAGUCAAGUGUC
Photinus pyralis (common eastern firefly) is the source of this 1621-nucleotide messenger RNA. Its product is annotated as ankyrin repeat domain-containing protein 17. The record is from RefSeq and is a predicted model, not a curated record. Bases 62 to 1081 code for a protein of 339 amino acids. The transcript is spliced from 7 exons. Lineage: Eukaryota; Metazoa; Arthropoda; Insecta; Coleoptera; Lampyridae.